Colletotrichum acutatum is the source of this 874-nucleotide messenger RNA. RefSeq names its product transmembrane adaptor Erv26. The transcript has 3 exons. Gene Ontology annotation, biological process: endoplasmic reticulum to Golgi vesicle-mediated transport. NCBI's taxonomy places the organism in Eukaryota, Fungi, Ascomycota, Sordariomycetes, Glomerellales, Glomerellaceae. Gene Ontology annotation, molecular function: COPII receptor activity. The record is from RefSeq and is a predicted model, not a curated record. Gene Ontology annotation, cellular component: COPII-coated ER to Golgi transport vesicle; endoplasmic reticulum membrane; Golgi membrane. The coding region runs from base 236 to 874 and encodes 212 amino acids.
GCCCGUCCACUAAGGUACCCGACGCGCAAAGGCCACGCUUUCGCAAAGUGGAUUUCACGACGCGCCCUGGCCAGCUCCGUCAUAGCUUCAAGAGGCAAUGUAGGGAGCUUCUGUGCGCAACCCUCCUACCCCGGCAGACCAAUAAUUCACCAACUUCACACAUUCGCUCUCUUUAUUUCCUACUUCACUUCAUGCCACGUACUACGACGACAUUCUAAACAUCACAUCCGUCACCAUGUGGAUUCUACCUUUGGUCGGCUACCUUGGCUCCAUCGUGGGCUUCUGCUUCCUGACCCUCGCCAUCGCUUCCGGUCUGUAUUACUUAUCGGAGCUUGUCGAGGAGCAUACCGUCUUUGCGAAACGCCUUCUUACCAAGUUGAUUUAUUCGGUCAUUGUCCUGCAGUUGUUGCUAUGCAUCGUCGACCGAUUCCCGUUCAAGUUGACCCUCAUGGGAGUUAUCUCCCACGUCGUCUACCUCGGCAACAUGCGCCGCUUCCCUUUCGUUAGACUGACUGACCCUCUCUUCCUGGCCUCUUGUGUUCUGGUCCUCGUCAACCACUACCUUUGGUUCCGCCACUUCUCUGCCGCGCAGCAAAGAUCGUAUUCGAAUAUGCACUCUUACUACGACCAACCCGAUGUCCCGAGCUUUACCGAGAUCGCCUCAUACUUUGGACUCUGCGUUUGGCUCAUUCCCUUUGCUCUUUUCGUGAGCUUGUCCGCUAGCGACAACGUCCUGCCUACGAUGGGAAGCGAAGACCCGCUGCGGGACUCCUCCGGCAAGAGCAAGCGCCAAGGUUUCGUCAAGUCUAUCGUCGAUACAGUUCUUGGUGCGCUCGCGGAAGUCUUCAGAACAGUCGGAUGGGAGCGGAGUUGA